AGCGCCACCCGGAAGCGGAAGGCAGCCCGGCGCCGGCGCCGGCGGGAGAGGAGUGACUUCCGCUUGUGGGAAGUCGCUCCGCCCCUCUCCUUUGCUCUCCUUCUUUACGAUUGGUUCAUGGCACUCAGGCCUCUCCUCCUCUGGUUACUCUCCUCGCGGCUGCUUUUCCCGCCUCCGCCGGGGCCGAACCGUGGUCCGGGUGACAGUUGAGGAUGGCUGGAGCAGAGGGGUCCACUGGGCGGCAGUCGGAGCUGGAGCCUGUAGUAUCGUUGGUCGAUGUACUUGAGGAGGAUGAAGAGCUGGAGAAUGAGGCGUGUGCCGUCCUGGGGGGCAGCGACUCGGAGAAAUGUUCCUACGCGCAGGGCUCAGUAAAGAGACAAGCACUAUAUGCCUGUAGUACCUGCACCCCAGAGGGAGAAGAACCAGCAGGAAUCUGUCUAGCUUGCAGUUAUGAAUGUCAUGGAAGUCAUAAACUAUUUGAGCUCUACACUAAAAGAAAUUUUCGUUGUGAUUGUGGAAACAGCAAGUUUAAAAAUUUGGAAUGCAAAUUAUUUCCUGACAAAGCAAAGGUAAAUUCUGGCAAUAAGUACAAUGCCAACUUUUUUGGAUUGUAUUGCACUUGCAAGCGACCUUAUCCUGAUCCUGAAGAUGAGAUUCCAGAUGAGAUGAUCCAGUGUGUAGUCUGUGAGGACUGGUUUCAUGGAAGGCACCUUGGUGCCAUUCCUCCUGAGAGUGGGGAUUUCCAAGAGAUGGUGUGCCAGGCUUGCAUGAAACGUUGUUCUUUCUUGUGGGCUUAUGCUGCACAGUGGGCAGUAACUAAAAUAUCUGCUGAGGAUGAUGGGUUGGUACAGAAUGUUGGUGAUCAGGACACUAUCAAAUCUGAAAAUGGAGGUCAUCAGGAUAGUACCCUCAAAGAGGAUGUUCCAGAAUGUGGAAAGGAUGCCAUAAAGGAAGUGAAAGCAGAGCAGAAUAAUGAACCAUGUACCAGCUCUAGUUCUGAAUGUGACCUCCAGACAAUGUUUAAGAAUCAAAGUCUCAACACUGAGUCACAAUCUGGAUGCAAACUUACAGACCUUAAAGCUAAGCAGUUUGUAAAGAAAGAGACUGCCACCUACUGGCCCCUGAACUGGCGUAGCAAGUUAUGCACCUGCCAAGACUGUAUGAAAAUGUAUGGAGAUCUAGAUGUCCUGUUCCUGACAGAUGAAUAUGACACAGUUCUGGCUUAUGAAAACAAAGGCAAGAUUGACCAGGCAACUGAUAGGAGAGACCCUUUAAUGGAUACGCUCAACAGCAUGAAUAGAGUCCAGCAAGUCGAACUGAUUUGUGAAUACAAUGACUUGAAGACUGAACUUAAAGACUAUCUCAAGAGGUUUGCUGAUGAAGGCACGGUUGUUAAGAGAGAAGACAUUCAACAGUUCUUUGAAGAAUUUCAGUCAAAAAAGAGGAGAAGAUUGGAUGGGAUGCAGUAUUACUGCAGCUAGAGUGGAGUAUGACGCUUCUUCCUCAGGCCAAUGACAAUGCCACUUCGCAUCCUAGGAAUAAAAGAGGCAUUUCAUAUUUGGUCCCCUUUCCGUCCUCCUGUCUUUGGAGAGGCCUCCUCUUCUGGCCUUGACCUCCCUUCACUUUCCUUAACUGCAGUAGCCACAAUGUUGAUGCUGAUUUCACAACCAGCAGUCUUUAUGACUCAGCUAAAUGCAACUCAUUCCACAGACUUCAGCCCCUCUACUCCAGUAUAUCCAGGGUUAUUUGCUUAUAUAUUUUAAGAUGUUCAGUUUGAGAAAGCAAAUUGGUUUCUUUUCUAAUUUGUUCUUUAACUCCCAAAUAUGUGUACUUUGCCACAGAGCUGUUGCCUUCCAGGCCCUCCUCUGUAAGCGUCCCAGAAGGUUCUCUUCCUAUCAGCUAGAACCUCUCUACAGGUCCCCUUCACCCCUGUGAUCGUGGUGCCUUGGCUCAAUAUUUCCUCAGGCCUAGUCUGCUCCUUCUCCCACAUUCCUGCUUUCUGAGGUUUAGUCAUGGCUUAGAAAGGGUCUUGGAACUUGGAUUCUGUGGGCCUAAUGUCCAGAGUAGCCAAGACUGCUGGUUUUCUGGCCUGGAUAUCUGUCAUAAGCAGGGAGAUUGACUGAUGACAGGGUUGAGAAAGCAAACCUUUUGUUAUGAAUUUUACUAACAAGUUUAAAAGUGAAAUUUUCAUUCAUGAUUCUACUGGCACUAGAAUAUUUGAAUUUCAGUACUGUAGUGUUUACAGGGCUUCCUAGAGGAAAUUUGCCAGUAUAUCAGUCCCUUUUCUGCUGCCUAGAAAACAGACCGGGUAUCACCCCUGUGAAAUCUUGGUAGUUUACGAAGUCCUCUGGAUUUCUUUAUAUUAUCAGGGAUAUUCAUAAACAUAUAUUAAAAAUGGACCUAUUUUGAUAUUGUUGUAUUAUGAAAAUGUUAUUAGAACCCCAGUAGGUUAUUGUUUUUCCCCUUGAAUCUGUGCUGAAGAAAAAAGAUACUGACUCAUCUUUGGUGAAUAGGGCAGCGAUUGCCUGUUUUGGAGGAGACAUUCUGUGGAAGAGAUUCCAAGCAAGGCCCUAGGCCACACAAAUGAGUUUUGUGUAUAUAAAUGUUAAUGUCCACAGCUGGUUCCUUGAUGAUUAUGAGAUCUUCUUUCACAGAGCCUCAUGAAGUGUAUAAAAUCCCAUUUUUGAGAAGAAGUGCUUCCAAUUGGCCUGAAAUCUCUUUAAAACUCCUCAGUCUAUAUGGAAAACACCUUUUAAUAAAUAUAGAGCCCUCAGUUGUGCUUUCCCUGUGGAGGAACAAGAUCUUUCCUGACAGUAGGUGACAACUUUGAGGUGUGUUACCAACAGCAUUUUAUCCAGUAGUCACAUAUGUGAGUGUCCACCAAUGCCUAAUCAAAAUGAACUAGACCUACAAAAAGACAAGGCCUCAAAGAAAUGGUACAUACCAUGUUUUCUGGUAUUCAGCCUCUUAAUUAGAGAUCCUUGUGAAGGGUAUAUAGAGCUGGGAGGUCUUAUAGCUGCAGAAGAUGCCUGUGUGCCCUGAGCCAGCCUUGUGGAAAGGACUCAGUUAAAAGGCUCUCUGCGUUUUUGAGGUUGUCUACAGUCAGCAGCUUAGGAACUCUUCCAAAUUUGAAGAUGUUUUCAACCCCUUUUGCAGGAUUACACUGUUAGUAUACCAUCAUGUCCUGAAAGUUUAUAACUUCUCAAAUGUCUGAUUUAACUACUAGAAAGUUCCUCAUUUCCUAUCACAGGUCAGGACCAAGUCUCAGAGGUGAUGUGUGAUGUGCAGCACAGUAGUACCAAAUACCCCAGUGCUGAAGGGCUUGUUUUAUGAAAGGUACUGUUCCUUCUUUCUCACAUGAACCAGAAAACCUCUUUUUUAACCUUUGUUCACAACUAGUUUUCUUAUGACUAUAUUGGACCGUCUCUUCUUGUAGGGACUGAUUUUGGCCAACUUGUGGCAGUUGAUAUUAAUGCAUGUUUUAUGCAAAACAAAAAUAUAAUAUUAGUUGCUUUUAAGGAAUUCUGGCAUUGUAUGUGCAUUUUUAUAGAAAUUGUUACUGGACUUAUAAUUAGAUACUUAAUUCCAAUCAGGUUUCUGUAAAAUUUAAAUAAAACCAAUUCA
This is a messenger RNA of Otolemur garnettii (small-eared galago), 3624 nucleotides long. RefSeq names its product ubiquitin protein ligase E3 component n-recognin 7 (putative) (gene UBR7). NCBI's taxonomy places the organism in Eukaryota, Metazoa, Chordata, Mammalia, Primates, Galagidae. The coding region runs from base 213 to 1481 and encodes 422 amino acids. The transcript has 11 exons. The record is from RefSeq and is a predicted model, not a curated record. Gene Ontology annotation, molecular function: zinc ion binding; ubiquitin protein ligase activity. Gene Ontology annotation, cellular component: cytoplasm.